This is a messenger RNA of Prunus armeniaca (apricot), 462 nucleotides long. The record is from the annotation of a GenBank genome assembly. NCBI's taxonomy places the organism in Eukaryota, Viridiplantae, Streptophyta, Magnoliopsida, Rosales, Rosaceae.
AUGGAGAAUCAAAGAGGUUUGAAAAUUAAAACUCUAAGAAGUGAUAGAGAUGGUGAGUACACUUCAAAUGAGUUCGGAAAAUUUUGUGAGGAUACAAGACUUGAGGGACAACUCACUACAUCUUAUACUCCACAACAAAAUGGAGUAGCUGAGAAGAAGCACAUGACUAUUGUUGAAAUGGCAAAGUCCAUGUUACUUGAGAAGGGCCCUGUGCGUUUUGGGGGAGAAGUGUAUACUGAUGUGUAUUUGACACCAUUUGAAGCAUACAGUGGCAAAAAAUCUGUGAGUUUUUUGAGGGUGUUUGGAUCAAUAUGCUAUGCCUAUGUUCACAAAACCCUUAGGCACAAACUUGAAGAAAAGAGUGAGAAGUGUAUCUUUGUCGGGUACAACAGUCAUACAAAGGGUUAUAGACUCUACGACUUGAAGAAAGAGAGAGUUAUAAUUCGAGGGAUGUUAUUGUAA